This is a messenger RNA of Corvus hawaiiensis (hawaiian crow), 1361 nucleotides long. RefSeq names its product distal-less homeobox 5 (gene DLX5). Bases 131 to 1003 code for a protein of 290 amino acids. The transcript is spliced from 3 exons. Gene Ontology annotation, molecular function: DNA-binding transcription factor activity, RNA polymerase II-specific; RNA polymerase II cis-regulatory region sequence-specific DNA binding. Lineage: Eukaryota; Metazoa; Chordata; Aves; Passeriformes; Corvidae. Gene Ontology annotation, biological process: cell differentiation; embryo development; anatomical structure formation involved in morphogenesis. The record is from RefSeq and is a predicted model, not a curated record.
AAGCCUAUGCUGCGCCCCAGCCAGCAGUCUGCCGGAGACAGACACCGCGCCGCAGCCUCCUCCCCCAGACAUGUCUGCUUAGACCCGAGCAGCCCCGCCGCCAGCCCCAGCCCGCCGCCGGCUCCGAGCUAUGACAGGAGUAUUUGACAGAAGGGUCCCCAACAUCAGAUCCGGCGACUUCCAAGCUCCUUUUCAGACGGCUGCAGCCAUGCACCACCCGUCCCAGGAAUCUCCCACUUUACCCGAGUCCUCGGCUACGGAUUCCGACUACUACAGCCCGGCGGGGGGAGCCCCGCACGGCUACUGCUCGCCUACCUCGGCUUCCUACGGCAAAGCACUCAACCCCUACCAGUAUCAGUACCACGGCAUGAACGGAUCUGCCGGGAACUAUCCUGCCAAAGCCUAUGCAGACUACAGCUACGCCAGCCCCUACCACCAGUACAGCGGGGCUUACAACCGCGUCCAGAGCUCCGCCAGCCAGCCAGAGAAGGAGGUGGCGGAGCCAGAGGUGCGGAUGGUGAACGGCAAACCAAAGAAAGUGCGCAAACCCCGGACUAUUUAUUCCAGCUUUCAGCUGGCAGCGUUGCAGAGGAGGUUUCAGAAGACCCAGUACCUCGCCCUGCCCGAGCGGGCCGAGCUGGCAGCCUCCCUGGGACUCACGCAGACACAGGUGAAAAUCUGGUUUCAGAAUAAAAGAUCCAAGAUCAAGAAGAUCAUGAAAAACGGGGAGAUGCCUCCGGAGCACAGCCCCAGCUCCAGCGACCCCAUGGCCUGCAACUCUCCACAGUCACCUGCGGUUUGGGAACCUCAGGGCUCGUCCCGCUCCCUCAGCCAUCAUGCCCACGCACACGCUCACCCUCCAAACUCCAACCCGUCCCCUGCAUCCAGCUACCUGGAGAGCUCCACUUCCUGGUACCCCGCUGCCAACUCCAUCAACUCCCACCUCCAACCCCACGGCUCCCUACAGCACCCGUUAGCGCUGGCCUCUGGGACGAUUUAUUAGAGCCUGGCCCUUAUUAUUUUAUUAUUUUUUUGUUGUUGUUCCUUGGACUCCUGUGUUUUACUGUUAAGGAAUAAUAACGAAAGGAAUGCAUAUGGGGAAUUUUUAAAAGGGAAAAGAAACAAAAAGAUUAAAAUGUGUAAAGCUUGUGCAUGUAACUUAUUGCAUUUCAAAGGAAACCCUUUUUUAUACAAUACGGACAAUUUUUGGCUCAGCUGUGGACACUAUCAUUGGUGCCUUGAAAUCUAUGACCUCAACUUUUCCAGAGACUUUUUUCGAUGUUAUUUUAACCCUGUAAAUAAUUGUAGAUAGAGGAAUUAAACUGUAUAUUCUGAAUAAAAUAAAAUUAUUUCGACCACGA